AUGGCUUCUUCCGUCGCGCCCGCGUCGUGCGCGCUGCCCCUGCAUCCGAGGGUGGCCACGGCGGCUGCCGCGGCGGCAGGCCCCUCCUGCCGCGUGCUGCUCGCCUUCACGGCGCCCCGCUCGGCCGCGUCGGUGCGCCGGGCGGGGAUUCUCGCGCCGCUCCGGUGCUCGCCGCUCGAGGAUCCCGGCGCCACCGGCAGGGACGAAGGGGGGAAGGAGAAGGGGGGCGUGAGCAAGCGGGUGCGCGGGAGGCCCAUGUGGAGGCGGAUCCUCUUCGCCUCCAAGAAGACCCGCAGCAUCAUGAUUCUCAACGCCCUCACCGUCAUCUACGCAAGUGAUAUUCCAGUUCUGAAAGAGGUUGAAGCCCUCACAGAACCUGCUGUUUUCAACAUGGUGCGCUUCGUUAUCGCGGCCAUCCCCUUCCUACCAUUUGUGAUACGCGCAUUUGGCGAUCGCCGUACACGAAAUGGGGGAUUAGAGCUAGGAGUUUGGGUUAGUCUAGCGUACCUUGCUCAAGCAAUUGGGUUGAUCACAUCUGAAGCUGGGCGAGCAUCCUUCAUUGCAGCCUUCACAGUGAUAGUUGUGCCUCUAAUUGAUGGCAUUUUUGGCGCCUCAAUCCCCAUGCUGACUUGGUUCGGGGCCAUAGUAUCGAUUAUUGGUGUUGGCCUGCUAGAAUGCGGUGGCUCUCCUCCUUGUAUUGGUGACGUGCUGAAUUUCUUGAGUGCGGUAUUUUUCGGGAUCCAUAUGCUUAGAACGGAGCAAAUAUCGAGAAGUACAGACAAGAAGAAGUUCAUGGCUCUACUUAGCUUUGAGGUCCUUGUUGUGGCUUUCACCUCGAUAGUCUGGUUUUUGCUCAAAGAUGUCUUUGCUGAGGUCCACGAUUCCAGCUUUGAAUCAUUGACUUUUGGUACGCUUUGGGAUUCGGCGGCUUCUUUUCCUUGGAUACCGGCACUGUACACCGGAGUCUUUUCAACGGGGUUAUGCAUGUGGGCAGAGAUGGUAGCGAUGGCCCAUGUUUCAGCAACUGAAACUGCAAUCGUUUAUGGGCUAGAACCGGUAUGGGGAGCCGCAUUCGCUUGGUUUCUCUUAGGUGAAAGAUGGGACAAUGCUGCAUGGAUUGGAGCUGCCCUUGUACUAUGUGGAAGCCUUACUGUACAGCUAUUCGGGUCAGCUCCCGAAAAAUCCCAGAAAGUUGAAUCGCGCAGCGGGAAUACAUUUGAAUCCCCACUGGAACGGCAGAACCGAUUGUCGCUAUCUGCUAUCCCCGUCGAUUCCAGGAAGAACAUAGGGAGCCAAUUAGAGAGGAAGGAUAAAACAUUGUAG
Messenger RNA from Triticum turgidum subsp. durum (durum wheat), 1323 nucleotides. The record is from the annotation of a GenBank genome assembly. Lineage: Eukaryota; Viridiplantae; Streptophyta; Magnoliopsida; Poales; Poaceae.